CGCGAUCGGAGGCAUUUUAAUGUCAGAGGUCUAGCAGACACCAUGAAAUCUCUACAAGUUCUUCUAGUCGGCGCUGUUUUGACUCUACAGGUGUACAGUCAAAACUACAGACAAUCUGUAUACCAAAACAAUCACCUCUCAAAUCCCCAAUAUACCCAUCAACUACCACGAGCUUCUGGUUCAUGUCCAGAAAAGAAUGGCAGGUAUCCUACAAACAUGUGUGACAGUUAUAUAGAAUGCAACGAAGGAGUCCCAGAAGAAAAAGUUUGUCAAGACGGUCUUCUGUUCAAUGCUGCUGCGGGAGUGUUCGCCUUUCCUUGUCAAUACCCUAUCGAUGUGGACUGCUCAGGAAGAGAACAAACUCAUCCGGCACAACCAACUGACGAAUGCCCACACCAAUUCGGUUACUAUCGCAUGGGAGACCAAUCAGACUGCGGUAAGUUCAAGAAUUGUGUCGACGGGAGAGCCUACAUCUUCGACUGUCCUGAAGGUUUGGCCUUUAACGGAGAGACUUACAAAUGCGAUUGGCCUGAUCAAGUACCUUCCUGCAAUGCCGAAGCAUACUUGGGUUUCACCUGUCCACAAGACGCCAGUACCCUCGGCUUAGGUUUGGGUCAAGGAGAAUACAGAUCUUUUAGAUCAUCCCACGACUGUCAAAAAUAUUUCAUCUGCGUCGACGGUAAACCCAGGCUGUACAACUGCGGUAAAGGACGCGCUUUUAAUGAUUUGAUCAACGCCUGCGACGGUGUUGAGAAUGUCACCGGGUGUGCAGAUCCUACUACGAGUUACAAUAUACGGCUAGGGGGAGAUGAUAGAAGGGGGCAGACGUAUAGCAAUUAUUAUAAGGGAUAAUUUAGAUUUAUGGUAAAUUUGGUACUUUUGUGAUAAUGAAAUAAUAGUAUUGAGUAUA
This is a messenger RNA of Diabrotica balteata, 910 nucleotides long. NCBI's taxonomy places the organism in Eukaryota, Metazoa, Arthropoda, Insecta, Coleoptera, Chrysomelidae. The record is from the annotation of a GenBank genome assembly.